This is a messenger RNA of Populus trichocarpa (black cottonwood), 958 nucleotides long. RefSeq lists its product as uncharacterized. Bases 74 to 748 code for a protein of 224 amino acids. NCBI's taxonomy places the organism in Eukaryota, Viridiplantae, Streptophyta, Magnoliopsida, Malpighiales, Salicaceae. The transcript has a single exon. The record is from RefSeq and is a predicted model, not a curated record.
UUAAAAAGUUUUAGAUUGGUUGGCCAUCACAUACAACAAAAGCACCCCCCUCCUCCGAAAAAUCACACCCCCCAUGGAAGACAAAGAGAAGAAGAAACACCAUAAGAAGCAGAAACACCAACACCCAAAUGAUCAAACCACCAAACCAUCAUCAGAUUUUUCUUUCAAACCUAGCUCAGAAGUGAAGGGUCUUCGUUUUGGAGGCCAGUUCAUUGUAAAAUCUUUCACAAUCCGGCGAGCAAGGCCACUCGAGCUUCUAAAAGUCCUCUCGUAUCCACCAACAAAUAAGAACAGCGACAACAAUAAGACCCCUUUCCCUUCAACAACAGCUUUUCUGCCUACAAACUUCACCAUCUUAGCACACCAUGCUUGGCAUACCUUAACACUUGGUCUUGGUACCAAGAAAUCCAAAGUACUGUUAUUUGUCUUCGAAUCCGAGUCCAUGAGGUUGGCUGUCGACAGAAUAUGGCCGCCAGAGAUACCACUUGGAGAAGUAAACAAGAAACUUAUCAGAGGCCUGAAUGGUUGUGAAAUGGCAAGAUUUAAGUUCAGAAAAGGAUGCAUUACUUUUUAUGUCUAUGCAGUGAGGCGUGUAGGAAACAUGGGAUUCUCUUGUGCAGAUGAUUUAAAGAUUAUAUUACAGUCCGUGGUUGCACUCAAUGAUUUCUUGGAUCACACUGCUAUGCUUGCCAUGCCUCACCAAAGAAGCAUCAACUAUGCAUCACCCCAGGUCGCCAUGGCUCACUAGGCAUGCUUAUUUUUGCCCUUCUUUUUCUCGUUUUAGGCCCUUUCUUUUGUUGAUUUUAGUACUUAUUAUCCUUAAUGACGAGGGAAUUGGUUUAUUUGUGGGGGAUCUUGCUUAUGUUUAUUUUUAUUUUUCCUUUUCUUCUAAUUAACAAAAGGACUUUAUUUUAGUCUAAUAAAUAAAUAAAUAAAUCGGAGUUUAUUUCGUGCUGAA